AUUGUGUCCAUGAGGAUAUACAUACCAUCUUUCAUCCGAAAUACCUUAAUUUUGCUCAACAGCAAGACUCAUUUAGUCAGAGAUUCAAAUCACAUAUACAAGACCGAUUCAAAGCCCCUCGUUUACGCUGUCAUCACCACCAUCCUGAAUGCUUCAAUGAUCAGAGACGGCGCAUGACUUGAGACCCUUGGGUAUUUUGUCCCUGAUAGUCUGAUAUCACGGCUUUCUCUAUCUCGAUUCAGCUCCUCUUUUCUCCUCCUUAUCACAUCCACAAUGGAAUCCCAAGUAGCCAGACUAGUUGACAAGAUCUGGGAGAGAUUCCAAAACACCCCAGACAAUGCCCGCUUAAUGAUAGCAGUCAGCGGGAUACCAGGGUCUGGGAAAACCGGACUGGCCAUGAUAAUGGCCAAACGUAUCAAUCAAAUCUACAGUGCCCAGCAGAAGAGCCAGAACCAGGGGCUAAUUGCAACCGCCAUCCCCAUGGAUGGAUAUCAUUUCACAAGGGCACAGCUUGCAGAAAUGCCCGACCCUGAGUACGCUGUUGCUCGACGAGGCGCGGCAUUUACAUUCGACGGGGAGAAAUUUCUCGUGUUAGUGCGUGCUUUGCGGGAGCCGUUGACAGGAGAGACGCAGGCCUUAUACGCACCGAGUUUUGAUCAUGCCGUGAAGGAUCCUGUGGAUAAUGAUAUACCGAUCCCGGCGAGCAGGCGGGUGAUUUUCUUCGAGGGGAACUAUCUAAGUUUGAAUAAGGAGCCGUGGAGCUCGGCAGCGAAAUUAAUGGAUGAGCUUUGGUUUGUGGAGGUAGAUUUUGAAACGGCUCGACAGAGGUUAAUCCGGCGACAUGUUCAAGCUGGGAUUGCAAGGGAUGAGAAAGAGGCGGAUAAACGGGCAAAGGAGAAUGAUCUUGUGAAUGGGAAGGAGAUCGUGGAUUUUCAGUUGGAUGUGCAGGAAAUCAUCCACAGCUACUAUGACCCCGAGUGGGACAAGUGAGCUCGGUACGGGGGGAGGAUCUUGAAUGAUUGAAACUGUUUUAUUGAAUUAUUCUCGUAUCACUAGCAUAUUGGCGUGAGUAUAAUUUCGAAAUGAUGAAGUACUAGUAUUAUGGAUGGUAUUCGAGUCUUGCCUCUUGGAGGGGUCUGUCUAUAUUUAGGACAGAAGAAAUUAAACCCUUGAGAUUGCAUCGAAGAUUUAAUGAGUUG
Aspergillus ochraceoroseus IBT 24754 is the source of this 1199-nucleotide messenger RNA. RefSeq names its product kinase-related protein. Bases 274 to 990 code for a protein of 238 amino acids. NCBI's taxonomy places the organism in Eukaryota, Fungi, Ascomycota, Eurotiomycetes, Eurotiales, Aspergillaceae. The transcript is spliced from 2 exons. Gene Ontology annotation, cellular component: cytoplasm. The record is from RefSeq and is a predicted model, not a curated record.